Messenger RNA from Mya arenaria, 5518 nucleotides. RefSeq names its product E3 ubiquitin-protein ligase TRIM33-like. Gene Ontology annotation, molecular function: zinc ion binding; ubiquitin-protein transferase activity. Gene Ontology annotation, cellular component: chromatin; nucleoplasm. The record is from RefSeq and is a predicted model, not a curated record. NCBI's taxonomy places the organism in Eukaryota, Metazoa, Mollusca, Bivalvia, Myida, Myidae. Gene Ontology annotation, biological process: positive regulation of DNA-templated transcription. The coding region runs from base 229 to 2958 and encodes 909 amino acids. The transcript has 2 exons.
AAACCGGCUUAUUGAAGAAGUAACCAUGAAAUCUGGAGCUUACUUUUUGAUAAGAUACACAUGAAAGGAUUUGAAAUCCAUUAAGACGUAAGAAAUGAAAGUGAUUCAUCGUUUGAAAAUAAACUGCAGCUGACGAUAUACAUCGUGGAAACAGUUCAUGUCGAGUGAGAAACUAGUACGCAGGCAGACGACAGUUAACGUCUGACGUCACGUUCAACGUGCGUUACCAUGGAUACUCUUCAGCAGAUAAAGGAGGAGUUUAUCGUCUGCCCUAUUUGCAGCCGUCACUUUAAGGAUCCAAAACUACUUCCAUGUUUGCAUACAUUUUGUUACAAAUGUCUCCUAGACCACGUGCUUCAACAUAGCAACAACAAUGACAACUCUGUUCAAAAUGGCGAAACAGCAGACGAGCCACAUGCUUCUGUUUUCACUUGCCCCGUUUGUAAGACGGAUACAGCUUUCUUGAUGUCCGAAGACGGUCAAAGGAUAGAAAAGGGAUUCUCUGAUAAUCAUCUGAUGGCUAGUUUAGUUGAAAAAAUCAAUAUUUACAAAGCUGAUCAAUCAUGCGAAUCUUGUGCUGCGCGCGCAUCGCAGGGUCAAGGUCAGAAACCGAAAGCGGAAGUAUGGUGCCAGAAUUGUAAAAUGGCGUUCUGUGAUGGUUGUAUAAAGGGACAUAAUGUCAUCAAAGCAUGUAGAGAUCACGUAGUGACAUCCCUAAAAGAUAUGAAGGUGAAUCCAUUGAAAUCUCUUCAAAAUGCAAAACGCGAAAUCCCAUGUGUCGAACACAAAGAUAAACUUUUAGAAUUUUACUGCUUGGAUUGUCGUGAAACGAUUUGUUCAAUGUGUGUAGCCAUGUAUCACAGGAGAUGUGAAAUGGUAGAGCCAUGUGCAGAAUCCGCAAAGAGACUAAAACCUGAAACUGACAACGUUUUGAAAGACCUUGACCUUCAAGGUUCAUCCUUGACUGAUUGGCAAAAAGAUCAUGUGAAAGAAAUUGAAGAGCUAGAAGAAAACAAAUCGUCCCUGAUUACUGAGAUAAAGACUGUACGCAAAAAUAUCGAUUUUCACCUAGCAAGAAUAGAACAAUUAGCUCUCGACGAGUUGGAUUUGAAACAUACUCAGGCCAUUGUGGAAGUUAAGGAUAGACUCAAUGAAAUUGAAGGUUUAAAGAAGAGUUUGGAAAAUACACAGAUGUUCUUGAAACAUUUGACUCAAUACGGCAGUGACUCCGAAUUCCUGACUGUGUUCGACAAAGUUAAAAACCAAAUAAUUGAGAUGAAUACUGGGAUCAACCGCCGGAAGGUCGCUAAACUGCUAUUCCGGCAUAAAUUUGCCAUUGACCCCGCCCUAGCACGUGUUUAUGAUUUAAAACAAAUGGGAAAGAUAGUUGACGUUAUCGAUAUGAACAAAGAUACGUUCAUGGUAAACGGUGAAAACGGUACGGAACCACUGUCCCCCGUACGUCGCAGUUCUAUCAAACGGACGGGGACGUUCAGGGUAGAUAAAAAUGAGAACGAAAAACAAACCUCUCCUCCUCAGCAGCAGGCAGGGACCACUAAACAGCAAACACUUCUGUCUCCUCCUCAGAGAGUUCAACAGCGCCAAACACUCCAAACAAUUCCAUCGUCUACAAAAACUUCCUCCCACGCCAGUCUCUCAACGAAUUCAAGCGAAUCUAACGAAUCAAUGAGCUCUCAAGAUCCCCUUGACACUCCUCGACGUAACGCUAUAUCGCAUCGCCGUCAGCAACAACAGGAAGCAUGCGCGCGUCUAACCGCAGGCUCUACUGGAUCACUCCCGCGCCCAAAAAGGGUCCAAAGUUCCGUAGAGUUUCGCAAAACUCAGGCAAUACAAUCUACGCCGGCUCAAAGAAGCUCGCGGACACCACCGACGCAACGUCGCUCACAGAGCACUAUUAACGGACGCCCACCUUCAGGUGAUAAACCAGUCAGACCCGAACGUCGCUCCAAAACACCGGAUCAUAGCAUACUUUCCCCUGGUAUACGAAAACGUGAUGCAAGCGUAGGCAAGACUGAAAGCGUUUUGUCCCCGCCCUUAGCUCGACGUUCGGAAAUUACACCGCCAAAAUCACCGAAGCAACCGCGACCGGCGCCAAUAAUGGAGAAAACCAAUGCUCAGCUACUGUGUGCUUUUAAUGGACGUACGGAAAAUGACGGCAAGAAAUGUUGGCCUCUUGACGUCACGGUGCUAUGUGAUGGUACACCUGUGAUUACUGACUUCCAUAAUAAGAAAAUAAAAGCGUUUGACGCCUCCGGUGCUGUUAUGUGUGACGUACUCUUACCGUCGUGGCCUCAUGGAAUUACAAACGUUGAAAAAUCUGACGUCGUUGUGACGUUACCCGAAAUAUCAACGCUUGUGUUUGUGACUGUAAAUGAAACGACGAUGAAGCUGCAAAAGCGUAUAAAGACUGUGAAACAAUAUCGGGGCAUAUGUUGCUACGAAGAAACAGGCGACUGCAAACCAACCAUUAUCGUGUCUUGUUGUGCUUCAAACAACCAGUCCGUUGACGUCCUGUCUCUCGAAGGCGAGGUUCUAUUUACUCACCGACAAGAUAACCGCCAACCGAACCGGAAUCUCUUUACAUGGCCGUACUACGUUGCCGUUAACAACGACGGCGAAAUAGUUGUGUCCGACUGUGAAACGAAAACUGGACUUCUGUAUUUGGACAAGAAAGGGAACGUCAAGUACGAUUAUCUUGCCAUAGGAGUUGUUAUUCAAGACCCUCGUGGAAUUUGUACGGAUUUAGAUGGUAACGUCUAUCUGGCGGACAAAUCUGCUCACGCUAUUCAUAGUCUCACAGCAGACGGUCAAUACAGGAAGUGUGUGGUUAGCGCACGUGACGAGCUCGUUCAGCCAAUCGCUGUGUGCGUUAGCCCGUUUGGACAUAUCAUUGUAACUCAAGACAACGGAGACAUUAAAGUGUAUGCUAUAGACUAGAUUUGUUUGUGGCUUAACCCACAUCAGGGAACAUCCUCUCGGCUUCUCAUAAUAGACAUGCACCGCCCUGCGUUCAAUAAAUGCGCUUGCGGCUACUGUUUGUGAUUUGGUUGGCCGCUUGCGGUGUAUGCGCUGCGGUACAAAACAAAUCAGUCUGCUGACGUCAGGACUAUACUGGUGUUUUCUUAGAAAGUGAUUCAAGUCAUUUUAAUACAGUUCUCCACAAUCGAGCAUAUAUAUGAUUAUUAAAAAUCUGAAUCUUGGACAAUCAAGUCAAAUAUCUCCAAUUACCGAACACGUUUACAAUCUUACAUAGUUUAAAUAGUUAGUUUUGUUUUGCGGUUGAAAUUUUUCUACAAAUAUAACAUCGGAAAAUGUUCGGAACCAAUAAUGUUGAUUUUAUCAUUUUUGAGUUUAUUAAUUAAAGUUUUAUGGCAAUCGGGUUUUCAAAACAGAGAUUUUAAUGCCAUUGUUUAUUGGAAAAGAUACAAUCUUGAUUGGUUAUGUAUAAGUCAAUUAAAUUUAAUAUUCAUAAGUGUUUAUUCAUCGCUGUUAAAAGUUUAUGAACAAACAGCAAACUUUAACUGAAAAUUCUUAUUUGAAUACAAAUUUGUUAUUUCAAGCCUUAAUGAGAUGCUGUGAACAAGUUGUUAACUUUAAAGAAGUUCUGAACAGUCAGCCCAUUGACAUUAACUAAAUUAAAUAUUCUGUAAUACAAAAAUGAUAAAUGAUACAAUACGAUAUGUGCCUUGCAUGAAACAGUAUAUAAUGUCCAUAGCAUAUAAACAAAUACAUUAAAGAAUGGAAAUAAGUACACACACACACAUUUUCUGGAGCUAAUGGUUGAAAUGUUAUAACAUCCUAUUAUAGUUAGUAUGCGUGUGUAAGCAAAUGUAUCAAAAAAUCUGCACGAUUAUAAAAAAUGUCUUUUGCAUUAUUUGCUGUAAAUAAUGUGCUUUCUAAAUCAAUUAAUAUCAGAUAAAUGCAUCGCACUUAUUGAACCUGUUAACGACUGAAUUUGCAUGGUGUGUUUAAAAAAUUUGUACAUUCAGGUGAACACUGUUUAUAGACCCGGAAGUGAUGGAUAAUAUGUUAAAUUACUCGCCACGUGCAGAAAUAGUCACGGUGCUGCAUGCACUCUACAUGGACUGAUGGACAAUGGUACCGAUGUACACUGGAGGCCUGAUCACCCCAAGUUGCUUUGCCGUCAUUCAAAAUAAUUUUAUUUUAAGAAAAUAUAUUUUAAAUAUACCGAACAAUUAAUACUGAAAAAUGUUUGUUUGGCCAUCAAACGUCGGAUUUCAGUUGAAAUAAUGAUCAAAAACUAGAAAUGCAAUGACUUUAUCUAUGACGUUUUUUGGUCAUUUGUUUUACAUAUUUGUUAUCCAGAAGAAAUGCCCUUUCGAAUGGUGCAACAUGUUAAUGGAAUCACCAGCUACAGGCAUCAGCAUUUAACAGUGCAGCCAAUGGCAAGACCACACCAACAAUACAUGUAUACAUCUGAUACUUUCAGUAAAACAUUCUGAUAUUUGCAUUUUUUAGGGUAAGAUCUAUCAUGUAUAGUCAGUCUUACAUUAUUUAAAUUCACAUAUGUUUUUUGACAUGCCUUUUAGUUAACAGAUUAUCUGCAUAACUUGUACAAACGAAUUAUUAAGAUAUAUCUUUGUCACGUUCUUUCUGUAAUGUCGUAUUUUAAAUGCGAAUUAUAACGCUUCACUCGGUUGACAUGCUCUUUUUAUGCUCAACGAAAGCAUGUUUAGCUAUGUACAAUGUAUUCUUUGUAAGUGUCAACAUAAUGGACUGAAGAAAUUCGUAAACUACUCUGAUUUGUGAAUACACUCGAUCACUAUUUUAUAACCUGAGACAAGCCAGCAUCUUUUUAUAAGAUUUCCGAGAUCUUGUUGUGCUUUAACCUUAACGACAUUGAGACAAUUGUAUAUACGCCAAUUGCGGGGUUAGAUCAGGGCAGCAAAAAACGACAACAAACAAUUAAUAACAUUUCAAAGGCUGUUAUAAUGCUGUUAAUACACGUGUUGCUGUUAGUUAGUUUUUAGUUAUGCUAGUAAAUAUAAGUAUGUAUGACAGGUUUAUAAAACAAAGUUUAUGUGUGUGUGGUUAAAGCAACACUAUUAACAUGGAUGCAGUAAUAGUUACAGCAACAUCAAUCAUGGUGACAUUGUACACACAUGCUUCUUCGCGAGUGCAUUAUUUCAACCACGAGGAUAGCGGAUGAAGUUACCGUAUUGUAUCAUGUUGUCAUGAACAACGUUCAAUAACUUGUGUGCGUAUAUGUGAAUUGUGUUGUAAUUUAUCCACACACUAGUUUCUGCAUGGUAGAGCCCCAGUUAGUUCUAACUAUUAUGAUAUGAGAGUUUAUAUAUAAACGAAAAUAACAUAGAGCAUAAUUAUAUAUAUAUAUAGUAGUUUAACAUUUCUUGUCAUGUUAAUUGAUGUAUAUACGUGUAUUGUAUUUGUGAUAUCGUCAUAUGUAUUUAUUUGUUUCAUAUUUAUAAAAUGUUAUAUUAAAGGAUGGAAAUACAUGCAAAUAAAAGGAUAAACU